This is a messenger RNA of Pogonomyrmex barbatus (red harvester ant), 2427 nucleotides long. RefSeq names its product RAS oncogene family member Rap1 (gene Rap1). Gene Ontology annotation, molecular function: GTPase activity; GTP binding. The record is from RefSeq and is a predicted model, not a curated record. Gene Ontology annotation, biological process: Rap protein signal transduction. Gene Ontology annotation, cellular component: membrane. Lineage: Eukaryota; Metazoa; Arthropoda; Insecta; Hymenoptera; Formicidae.
GGGCACGGCGGCGGCGAGCGGCGAAGAGGCAUCGCCCUAGAUAACGGUAGAAUCACGCAGUGGUAUCGCGUUGUCUUCUCGCGAGAGAGUGUGAAAAUCUAGGCGGCGGGGGUACAGGAAGGGCAGGCGGCGGCAGGAAGAAGAGAAGAGAGAGAUAGAGAGAGAGAGGCGCGUCCGUCCGCGUACAGCGUCGUCGUGUCAUCGCCGUCAUCGCGUCAUCGUCAUCGUCGUCAUAGUCUUCUUCGAGGCUCGCGUUGCCCUCGUGCAAAACCUACGAACGAGAGUGUGUGCGCGGCUACGGAUCGAUCGGUACGCACGGUGCCGAUAUCAGGCGCGCCGUGUGUGUGUGUGUGUGUGUGUGUGUGUAUGUGUGUGUGUGUGCGAGCUACCUCGAGGUGAGACGAAGACGCGUCGCAUCGAGAGAGAACCGGGUGUCGCAUUUGUUAACGCUGCGACGCGAGUACCGAGCAGUACCGAUCCUCGGCGGCUAGAAUCGGCGUUAACCAAGCUGGCUAGUUGGCUAACGGAGCGAUAGUCGAUCGACAGUAAGAACGAAUAACGCACAACCUAUCCUCGGUUCUCCUCAUGGACUCGUGACAGUAGUGCGGCGACGGAGAAGCUCAGUAGAGUAAGAGAGAGUAAGAGAGAGAGAGAGAGAGAGAGACAGACAGACAGAGUGCGCGGGUGGGCCAGGUAGCGCUACUAAUUGCCGAGAUCUCUCAGUCGCGUGGCGACGAGGAAGAGGCGGACGAGAGGCGCGUGUGAGACGAGGGGACAACGAGGAACGCGAGGAGGAAAGAGAGAAGAGCGUACAGGCUUGCCUCUGCGUGCGUGUGUCGAUGUGUGUGCGCGCCUGAGAGCCGCCGAGCCGACUUGCGCGAGCGAUAGAGACAGACCGAAAGAUAUAGAAACGGAGAGAAAGAGAACAGAGGAGAGAAGAAUUGUCGAGUGAACCCGAAAGAUAUUGUGUUUUCUGCGAGCGAGGAGCGUGGGGCAUUCAGGAGGCACGAGAGGUCCCCAGAUCUCACUGAGAGCAAACCGAGGCAAAACGUGGCGGAUUCGGUGACCCCUCGACUGUGAUCAGGCCCAUAGGCAGUAGGUAGGGCAAAGAGAUGCGCGAAUAUAAAAUAGUGGUACUGGGCAGUGGAGGUGUAGGCAAGUCCGCCCUCACUGUCCAGUUCGUACAAGAGAUCUUCGUAGAGAAGUACGACCCGACGAUCGAGGACAGUUAUCGCAAGCAAGUCGAGGUCGACGGUCAACAAUGUAUGUUAGAAAUUCUAGACACAGCCGGCACAGAACAAUUCACAGCCAUGAGGGACCUUUAUAUGAAAAAUGGACAGGGCUUCGUAUUAGUGUAUUCGAUAACAGCACAAUCAACUUUCAACGACCUGCAAGACCUCAGAGAACAAAUCCUGCGAGUAAAGGACACAGAUGAUGUGCCGAUGGUGCUAGUAGGUAACAAGUGCGACCUGGAGGACGAGAGGGUAGUAGGAAAGGAUCAGGGUGUCAAUCUUGCCCGGCAAUUCAAUUGUGUGUUUAUGGAGACCUCUGCCAAAGCUAAAAUUAACGUUCGCGAUAUUUUCUAUGACCUGGUGCGGCAAAUAAAUAAGAAAUCGCCAGAAAAGAAGAUGAAGCAGAAGAAGAAAUCGCUGUGCCUACUUUUGUAAGGUAGAUAUGGUGGAGCCCAUAUUCUCCUACAUGAAAAUCCAAGGAUACCAAUGGAUUUAAAAAAAAAAAAAAAAAAGAACCGGAGCGGUUAUAAAACAAGAAAGAUACUAAUGACAAAAGAGGAGAAGGGGGCUGACGGAAUAUUAGGCGACAGUAGAAUGGGUGUCUACGAUACUGAAAUCCGAACGGUUGUAAAACGGUGGUAGAGAGAUGGGAGAAUAAGGGCAUAUAAGGGCAUAAGGUAACGCAGCGAAAUGAAGAACGAAGAAAUACAUGGAAGGGAACGCAGCGAUAAGCAGAAGGAAAUAUUGUAUAUAACAUUGGUUCCGGGGUGGCUCGUGUGCACGCGCAAGCAAUGGCGCGCAAAGUAGGAUACCCCGCAGCAUCGGUUAUCACUGUAGGAGUUUUGCAUGAAUAAAUGAAAAAAAGGAAGAAAUGAUUAAUUAAUAUUAUAUAUUUAAGAGAAAGGAAGAGAUAAGAAAAAAAGAAACGUUUGUGGACGUGCGUGUGCGCAGGCCACCAGCCCCCAUGCAUCGCGCUCUCGCCGCGCACCUCUCUCUCUUAUAUAAUAUAAUAAUUAUACAUAGAUGGUACUUGAACAUGAUUAUUGCUAUUAUUAUUAAUAUUAAUUAAUUAUUAUCGGAUCAUCAAAAUAUUCAUAAGUUAUCAAACUCUGUUUGUUUCUCAAACAAAGUAUGUUUUUCUAUAUCUCUCCGUAUUAAGGCAAAUAAUAAAAAAAAAUCAGUGAAUGUUAAAAAA